AACUUUGCAGCGAGUCGAAAACUGAUGCUCCGGCCCCAGAUAACCUAACAUCGUUGCUGCUUUAAAAUCUCUUGGCCACCUUUGGUGAGGAGACUGGGCAGUUCUAGACAGUCCUGAAGUUCUCCAGGCACAGGUCUCUUCUUGGUUUGACUGACCUUACCCCUGGGAGGCAGUGCAGCCAGGUGCAAGCCCCACAGUGAAGAACAUCUGAGCUCAAAUCCAGAUAAGUGACCUAAGUGACCUGCUUUGCAAAGCCAUAGAGAUGGCCUGUCCUUGGAAAUUUCUGUUCAAGACCAAAUUCUACAAGUAUGCAAUGACUGGGGGAAAAGACGUCAACAACAACAUGGAGAAAGCCCCCUGUGCCACCUCCAGUCCAGUGACACAGGAUGACCUUCAGUAUCACAGCCUCAGCAAGCAGCAGAAUGAGUCCCUGCAGCCCCUCGUGGGGACAGGAAAGAAGUCUCCAGAAUCUCUGGUCAAGCCGGAUGCAACCCCAUUGUCCUCCCCACGGCACGUGAGGAUCAAAAACUGGGGCAGCGGGAUGACUUUCCAGGACACACUUCACCACAAGGCCAAAGGGAUUUUGACUUGCAGGUCCAAAUCUUGCUUGGGGUCCAUUAUGACUCCCAAAAGUUUGACCAGAGGACCCAGGGACAAGCCUACCCCUCCAGAUGAGCUUCUACCUCAAGCUAUCGAAUUUGUCAACCAAUAUUACGGCUCCUUCAAAGAGGCAAAAAUAGAGGAACAUCUGGCCAGGGUGGAAGCAGUAACAAAGGAGAUAGAAACAACAGGAACCUACCAACUGACGGGAGAUGAGCUCAUCUUCGCCACCAAGCAGGCCUGGCGCAAUGCCCCACGCUGCAUUGGGAGGAUCCAGUGGUCCAACCUGCAGGUCUUCGAUGCCCGCAACUGUUCCACCGCCCAGGAAAUGUUUGAACACAUCUGCAGACACGUGCGUUACUCCACCAACAAUGGCAACAUCAGGUCGGCCAUCACCGUGUUCCCCCAGCGGAGCGAUGGUAAGCACGACUUCCGGGUGUGGAAUGCUCAGCUCAUCCGCUACGCGGGCUACCAGAUGCCAGAUGGCAGCAUCAGAGGGGACCCUGCCAACGUGGAAUUCACUCAGCUGUGCAUCGACCUGGGCUGGAAGCCCAAGUAUGGCCGCUUCGAUGUGGUCCCCCUGGUCCUACAGGCUGAUGGCCGUGACCCUGAGCUCUUCGAAAUCCCACCUGACCUUGUGCUUGAGGUGGCCAUGGAACAUCCCAAAUAUGAGUGGUUUCGGGAACUGGAGCUAAAGUGGUACGCCCUGCCUGCGGUGGCCAACAUGCUGCUCGAGGUGGGUGGCCUGGAGUUCCCAGGGUGCCCCUUCAAUGGCUGGUACAUGGGCACAGAGAUCGGAGUCCGGGACUUCUGUGACGUCCAGCGCUACAACAUCCUGGAGGAAGUGGGCAGGAGAAUGGGCUUGGAAACGCACAAGCUGGCCUCGCUCUGGAAAGACCAGGCUGUUGUUGAGAUCAACAUUGCUGUGCUCCAUAGUUUCCAGAAGCAAAACGUGACCAUCAUGGACCACCACUCAGCUGCAGAAUCCUUCAUGAAGUACAUGCAGAAUGAAUACCGGUCCCGUGGGGGCUGCCCGGCAGACUGGAUUUGGCUGGUCCCUCCCAUGUCUGGGAGCAUCACUCCCGUGUUUCACCAGGAGAUGCUGAACUACGUCCUGUCCCCUUUCUACUACUAUCAGGUAGAGGCCUGGAAAACCCACGUCUGGCAGGACGAGAAGCGGAGACCCAAGAGGAGAGAGAUUCCGUUGAAAGUCUUGGUCAAAGCUGUGCUCUUCGCCUGUAUGCUGAUGCGCAAGACGAUGGCAUCCCGAGUCAGAGUCACCAUCCUCUUUGCGACAGAGACAGGAAAAUCAGAGGCACUGGCCUGGGACCUGGGGGCCUUGUUCAGCUGUGCCUUCAACCCCAAGAAACUGAAGAAAUCGCUCUUCAUGCUGAAAGAGCUCACCAACAAAUUCAGGUAUGCUGUGUUUGGCCUUGGCUCCAGCACGUACCCUCGGUUCUGCGCCUUUGCUCAUGACAUCGAUCAGAAGCUGUCCCACCUGGGGGCCUCUCAGCUCACCCCCACGGGAGAAGGGGAUGAGCUCAGUGGGCAGGAGGACGCCUUCCGCAGCUGGGCCGUGCAAACCUUCAAGGCAGCCUGUGAGACGUUUGAUGUCCGAGGCAAACAGCACAUUCAGAUCCCCAAGCUCUACACCUCCAGUGUGACCUGGGACCCACACCACUACAGGCUCGUGCAGGACUCACAGCCUUUGGACCUCAGCAAAGCCCUCAGCAGCAUGCACGCCAAGAACGUGUUCACCAUGAGGCUCAAAUCUCGGCAGAAUCUACAGAGUCCGACAUCCAGGUAA
This is a messenger RNA of Piliocolobus tephrosceles (Ugandan red Colobus), 2407 nucleotides long. RefSeq names its product nitric oxide synthase 2 (gene NOS2). Gene Ontology annotation, molecular function: nitric-oxide synthase activity; FMN binding. Gene Ontology annotation, biological process: nitric oxide biosynthetic process. The record is from RefSeq and is a predicted model, not a curated record. Lineage: Eukaryota; Metazoa; Chordata; Mammalia; Primates; Cercopithecidae. The coding region runs from base 263 to 2407 and encodes 714 amino acids. The transcript has 18 exons.